AUGGAAAGCAUCCUAAGAGAUAAAACAAAAUUCACUCAAAUUGAAGAUGACUGGACCUCUCUCAUUAUCAAAAGAGAAGAUCAGCUCAAUAACAUGUUAAAGAAACUCAAAGAUAGUAAGUCAAUUGAUAAAGAUACAUAUUUACGUCUGUUCACUUCUGGAUCAAAACCAGGCGUCCUGUAUGGGCUUCCAAAUGUUCAUAAAACGGGCUGCCCUCUUAGACCAAUACUUUCAGCUAUUGGCACCUUAAACUAUAAUAUCUCAAAGUAUUUUGUUCACAUUCUCAAAACACUGACUAUCAAUGAAUUCACAAUACAUGAUACUUUCUCAUUUGUAAAAACAAUAUUAGAUAUUCCGAAUGCUGACAGUCAUAUAAUGGCAAGUUUUGAUGUUACCAAUCUAUUCACAAAUGUCCCUCUUUCUGAAACAAUUGAAAUCAUCACUGAGUCUCUGUUCAACCAUAACACUCACAUGAAUGGCUUGAAUAAGGUACAGUUUAAGAAAUUGCUUGAAAUUGCCACUAAAGAUAUAACAUUCUUCUUUGAUGGCAAAUCAUAUAAAGAGGUUGAUGGAGUGGCUAUGGAUAGCCCCUUAGGUCCAACACUUGCAAAUAUAUUUAUGUGUUUUCAUGAAAAGAGAUGGCUCACAAACUGCCCCCCUGACUUUAGACCCUCGCAUUAUCAUAGAUAUGUUGAUACAUUUCUUUUGUUUAAAUCACAGCUUGAAGUUCAGAAAUUCCUGCAAUAUAUGAACGGUCUACACAAGAAUAUCAAAUUUACUUGUGAAUUAGAGUCCAAUGGUAAACUUCCCUUCUUGGAUGUCAGUAUAAGCAGAGAUAACAAUAGGUUCUCAACUGCAACAUACAGGAAACCUACAUACACAGGCCUCACCAGAAAGUUCGAUUCCUUCAUUCCUAUCAAGUACAAAACUAAUCUAAUAAAUACCCUUAUUAAUAGAUAUAAUAAAAUAUCAAAGUCAUAUAAAAUAUUCACCAAGGAAAUAGACUUUAUCACUGACACCCCAAGAAGGAAUGGUUUUCCAUGGUUUGUCAUUCAGAGGUCCAUCAGACAAACCUUAAAUAAUAGUUUUGUAAAAAGAGAACCAGUAAAACUUGCCACCAAAGAUAUAAUCUAUAUUAAUCUUCCAUACAUAGGCCCCAUGAGUUAUACUAUUAAACCUUCAGCUGCAAUGCUGCAUACAUUGGAAAGACUUCUAGGAAUCUUUUCAUUCGUGCAGAUGAACAUAAAGGUGUGUCAUACGGGAAGACCACUAGGGAAACCCAUGGAUUCCCUAGUGCGUGAACAUUGUCAACAGUAUAAUCAUAGCUUGUCAAGACAUGAUUUCAAAAUAAUAGACUCAUCAUCCUUUGCUUCUGACCUCUGCAUAUUAGAAGCUACUUACAUCGGGAACCGCAUAAGUGUUUCCAGCACAAAUAUUGCUCUACGCUUGUACGAGUUACUUCGACAGAAUAAACUAGUGGAGCUCAUUAACGCCACUGAGCUCUGUUUCUCUGUCGCCGGCUUAACGUCGAGUCUGGACUUCGUUGUCAGCAUAUGCAAACGUCUCCACAGGAUACCAUUAAUACAGAUGUUCCAUAGCAUGAGUGUGAGAACAGAUCCCAGAUGUAGUGCGCCCUAG
Penaeus indicus is the source of this 1638-nucleotide messenger RNA. RefSeq lists its product as uncharacterized. The transcript is spliced from 4 exons. The record is from RefSeq and is a predicted model, not a curated record. The coding region runs from base 1 to 1638 and encodes 545 amino acids. Lineage: Eukaryota; Metazoa; Arthropoda; Malacostraca; Decapoda; Penaeidae.